AUGGGAGCCUGUUGCAGUUGCCUUUCUAGAGGUGACCAAGACAGCACGUACCCGCCGCUUUUGGCCGAGAACGAACGCGAAGCCAUCACUUCUUUAUUGCAAUACUUAGAGAACAGGUCAGACGUUGACUUCUUCUCCAACGGUCCGUUACGUGCGCUGAGCACUUUGGUAUAUUCCGAUAAUGUUGAUCUUCAAAGAAGUGCAGCGUUGGCAUUUGCAGAGAUUACGGAAAACUACACAGAGCCAGUCUCAAGGGAUGUGCUUGAGCCAAUCCUCAUACUGCUACAGAGCUCUGACCAGGAGGUCCAGAGAGCUGCGUGCGCGGCACUUGGAAACAUGGCAGUUAACGAUGUAAACAAGGUGCUGAUAGUAGAAAUGGGUGGAUUAGAGCCGCUAAUCAGACAGAUGAUGUCUUCGAACAUCGAAGUUCAGUGCAAUGCCGUCGGGUGCAUCACAAAUUUGGCCACACAGGAUAGAAACAAGAUCAAAAUCGCCACCAGUGGUGCACUAAUUCCACUCACCAAGCUCGCCAAGUCGCCUGACCUCAGGGUUCAGAGAAACGCCACAGGCGCGCUGUUGAACAUGACACAUUCAUUGGCCAACAGACAGGAACUGGUCAACGCCGGUUCCGUGCCUGUAUUGGUGCAAUUGCUAUCUAGCCAGGACGCGGAUGUCCAGUACUACUGUACCACUGCGCUAUCCAACAUUGCUGUGGAUGAAACCAACAGAAAGAAGUUGGCUACCACCGAGCCCAAGCUUGUCUCGCAAUUAGUCCAGUUGAUGGACUCCACAAGCCCACGCGUACAAUGCCAAGCAACCCUGGCGUUGAGGAAUUUGGCAUCAGACGCAAACUACCAGUUGGAGAUAGUGAGAGCUGGAGGUUUGCCGAACCUGGUCACGCUGUUGCAAUCCACACAUCAGCCUUUGGUGCUGGCUGCCGUUGCGUGUAUCAGAAACAUCUCUAUACAUCCUUUGAACGAGGCGUUGAUAAUCGACGCUGGGUUCCUGAAGCCACUGGUUUCGCUCGUCGACUAUCCUGAUUCCGUGGAGAUCCAGUGCCACACCGUGUCUACUCUGAGGAACUUGGCAGCAAGCAGCGAGAGAAACAGACUGGCAUUGCUAGAGGCAGGUGCUGUGAAGAAGUGCAAAGACUUGGUGCUAAAGGCGCCAAUUUCGGUCCAGAGCGAGAUCAGUGCCUGUUUCGCCAUACUCGCUUUGGCAGACGAUCUCAAACUGAAACUUCUGGAUCUGGGCCUCAUUGAUGUGCUGAUACCAUUGACAUUCAGCGAGAAUGGCGAGGUUUGUGGCAACGCAGCCGCAGCACUGGCUAACCUGUGUUCCAGGAUAUCUGAUUAUUCAAAGAUCAAGUCCAACUUGCAGGGGAUAUCGAGCUUUAUCACCAGGUUCUUGGAGAGCGGGAACUCCACCUUCGAGCACAUUGCAGUGUGGACCAUGUUGCAAUUACUUGAAAGCGACGACGAGAUGUUGAGUUCAAGUGUGAAACAGCUUAUCCAAUCUGGGAAAUUUAACCUCAACGACCUGACGAACGACGAUUUCAACAGCGGUGACGAGAUAUCGCAUUUGAUCCAGCAGAUUCUGGAGUUGAUAAAAUGA
Kuraishia capsulata CBS 1993 is the source of this 1614-nucleotide messenger RNA. RefSeq lists its product as uncharacterized. Gene Ontology annotation, biological process: nucleus-vacuole junction assembly; vacuole inheritance. NCBI's taxonomy places the organism in Eukaryota, Fungi, Ascomycota, Pichiomycetes, Pichiales, Pichiaceae. The coding region runs from base 1 to 1614 and encodes 537 amino acids. The record is from RefSeq and is a predicted model, not a curated record. Gene Ontology annotation, molecular function: protein-membrane adaptor activity; protein binding. Gene Ontology annotation, cellular component: fungal-type vacuole membrane. The transcript has a single exon.